AUGGCAACAAACCAGUGGAUCAUGCAGAGAGAUUGCUUAACGCACCAUUGCUACACCUCCGACCUGACGAUAGCAGGCAACUUCAGCAAGUGCAUCAAUGAGACAGCGAAGGUGGCAGUCGAAGCGGCAUCCAAGGCAGGAAAGCUCAACGAUACAAGCAGCCCGGGCCAGUAUUGGGGGAGGUGCGAAUACAUUGACUACAAGAAAUUGAAAGAAGGGCUUCGAAAUGGGGCAUCACAGAAGCAUGUAGGGACGACGAAGGCGUUGAUGAGUGCUGUAGGCGUCGGGCUCCUGAUGAUUGGAAGUGGUAUUAUCUAA
Messenger RNA from Cadophora gregata, 318 nucleotides. RefSeq lists its product as uncharacterized. Lineage: Eukaryota; Fungi; Ascomycota; Leotiomycetes; Helotiales; Ploettnerulaceae. The transcript has a single exon. The coding region runs from base 1 to 318 and encodes 105 amino acids. The record is from RefSeq and is a predicted model, not a curated record.